This is a messenger RNA of Oreochromis niloticus (Nile tilapia), 6364 nucleotides long. RefSeq names its product calcium/calmodulin-dependent protein kinase (CaM kinase) II gamma 2 (gene camk2g2). The transcript is spliced from 23 exons. NCBI's taxonomy places the organism in Eukaryota, Metazoa, Chordata, Actinopteri, Cichliformes, Cichlidae. The coding region runs from base 154 to 2019 and encodes 621 amino acids. Gene Ontology annotation, molecular function: calmodulin binding; calcium/calmodulin-dependent protein kinase activity; ATP binding. Gene Ontology annotation, biological process: protein phosphorylation. The record is from RefSeq and is a predicted model, not a curated record.
UCUCUCUCCUCCCUCCUCCUACUCCCAGCUCCUCUCUGAGCUCGAGCCACUCUUCCCUUUAGAGCCUUCACUAGUUCUCCUCCCGAAACCUGCGCGAGGCGGCCACUGAAGCGCGAGGCGACUUCCCCCCCUCUCCCCUUGACUCCAGUCAACAUGGCUACAGUUGUGACCUCGACCAGAUUCACAGACGAAUAUCAGCUGUACGAGGAACUCGGAAAGGGUGCCUUCUCCGUUGUUCGUCGAUGUAUCAAGAAGUCCACUGGCCAGGAGUAUGCCGCGAAAAUUAUCAACACAAAAAAGCUCUCGGCCAGAGAUCACCAGAAAUUGGAGCGGGAGGCGAGGAUCUGUCGCCUGCUGAAACAUCCUAACAUAGUACGACUCCAUGACAGCAUCGCAGAGGAAGGCUUCCAUUACCUUGUCUUUGACCUAGUCACCGGAGGCGAGCUGUUUGAGGACAUUGUCGCCAGAGAGUACUACAGUGAAGCAGAUGCCAGCCACUGCAUUAAUCAGAUCCUGGAGAGCGUCAGCCACAUCCACCAGCACGAUAUUGUCCACAGGGACCUCAAGCCAGAAAAUUUGCUCUUGGCCAGUAAGAUGAAGGGAGCGGCGGUGAAGCUUGCAGAUUUUGGCCUCGCUAUUGAGGUUCAAGGGGACCAGCAGGCGUGGUUUGGUUUUGCAGGAACUCCGGGGUAUCUGUCCCCAGAGGUGUUGAGAAAGGACCCAUAUGGCAAGCCAGUGGACAUAUGGGCGUGUGGUGUGAUCCUGUAUAUCUUGCUGGUGGGCUACCCUCCAUUCUGGGAUGAGGACCAACACAAACUCUACCAGCAAAUUAAGGCUGGUGCUUAUGAUUUUCCUUCUCCUGAGUGGGACACAGUGACCCCUGAGGCCAAGAAUUUGAUCAAUCAGAUGUUAACGAUUAACCCCGCCAAAAGAAUCACUGCCGACCAGGCCCUCAAGCAUCCCUGGGUCUGCCAACGAUCCACUGUGGCCUCCAUGAUGCACCGUCAAGAGACUGUGGAAUGUCUGCGCAAGUUCAAUGCCAGAAGGAAGCUUAAAGGAGCUAUCCUCACUACGAUGCUCGUGUCCAGGAACUUUUCAGUGGGACGGCAGCACACCAGUCCUGCCGCUACCACCAGCACGGCCGCAAUGGCUCAGGAAGCGUGUAAAACCUUACUAAACAAAAAGUCGGAUGGUGUGAAGUCGCAGGGAAACAACAGUAAAAACAGUGUAGUAAGCAGCAGCAGCACCAAAGACAGCAGCAUGUCAUCUUCAGCACCAAUGGAAGCCCAGACAACUGUUGUACACAACCCAGCUGACGGCACCAAGGGCUCCACUGAGAGCUGUAAUAACAUAGAAGAGGAGGAGAUGAAAGGUAGGAAAGCGGCCACCAGUGAAUCUACCAGUACAGACAGUGCAGGCUUAACACAGUCCAGCACUAUUGAGGAGCAGGCGCAGACCCCGUCUCCUCAGUGCCCACCACUCACCUCUGGUCCCCUGCAGGAGGCUGUUAGCAGCCCCAGUGUUCCUGUAGCUCAGCCCAGCCCAGCUCAGAGCUCGUGUCCUGCACCAGAGUUCACUCUUUCACCCCCCACAGGCAGCAGCAACCUGCAGCAGACUCGUAAACAGGAGAUAAUAAAGAUGACUGAACAGCUGAUUGAAGCCAUCAACAAUGGAGAUUUUGAGGCUUACACGAGAAUCUGUGAUCCAGGACUAACUUCUUUUGAACCGGAGGCCCUCGGAAACCUGGUCGAGGGAAUGGACUUUCACAAGUUCUACUUUGAGAAUCUUCUGAGUAAAAACAGCAAACCGGUGCACACCACCAUCCUCAACCCCCAUGUCCAUCUGAUCGGCGAGGAUGCCGCCUGCAUCGCCUACAUUCGUCUGACGCAGUACAUCGACAGUCAGGGACGGCCGCGUUCCUGCCAGUCUGAGGAGACUCGUGUGUGGCACCGCCGUGACGCCAAAUGGCUCAAUGUGCACUUCCACUGCUCAGGGGCACCAGCUGCACCCCUGCAGUGAACUGAGAACUCAGGCCCAGCUUUGCCUGAAGUCUAAAGCUAUUGGGAGCAUUUAUUCUCCGUGGUCGGAGCGGUGUCUGGAUCCUGCCCAGGAAGAGGCUGCUUGGAAAACACAAAUGUGGGAAACAUACCUUACAAUUUAAAAAAAAAGAAAGAAAGAAAAACCAAAACAAAACCACAAACCAAAAAACAAUUUAAAAAAAAAUGCAUAUCUUAAAAGCUCGACUGAAUGACCGACCACACCGACCAACACCAAUCCAGUCCAACCCUAGCUAGAUGAUGUUGGGGCCCAGCUGAUGUCAGCCCCUUUUUGCAGAUGGUGCAUGCUUCUGGUGGCAACACAGGGGUGAUGCUGUCCUGAUCCUUUUCUCCCAUGGCCUUCAUUUCCCCACUCUUUGUUCGUCUGCCGCGUGGAAAAGUAUUAACAUGUUCAAAAUUAUGUAUAACAAAUGAAAAAUAAGUACACUUCGCACAGAGACCGGGGCAGCGAGGACGUCUUGGAAAAAGUGAUUUCUGUUCAGAGCGUCUGUUUUAAUCCAGUCGUUUUAGAGUUGUAAGGUAUUUGUGGGUGGGGUUUAUGGGAACGCGAGCAACUAAUGUAAAGUUAAUAUUAGAAUUUAACACCAGAUUUAAGUGUCAGAUUUGAGUAUCUGCACACGAUGUUUUAAAGGGGUUCAGGUGUUACUGAAGGGACCUUUAUUUUUAUUUUGCUUUUUUGUAAUAUGUAUUCUGAAAAACGUUUUAUCUCCUGAACGAGGGAUACUGUUUUAAAGUAUUUUGUGUUGGAAAAAAAAUCAUUUUUAAUCAAGAGGGGUUUUAUUUAACAGAAUUGUGUAUAAAUGGAUAUUUAUAUAGGACGAAGGGGGGUGGAGGGGGGCAUGAUUUACUUCUGAGGUGUAGGUAGGGGAGCUGAAGAUGAGUGUGACGGUGUUUUCGGCUUUUUUUUCGGUUUUUUUUGGUCCCGAAGUGUAAAUACAAACAUAUUCACAUGCAACAUGCAUGCACACACACACACACACACACACACACUCAAAGUCCCUGUGCUCCAGCCUUUGAGGUUGAGCCCUUCCUGAGCUUUAGACACGGCAUCCAGGCCAGCUCAUCCUGAAGUUGCAGAAGGCCUCCAUCUGUCUGCCCUGCACUGUGUGCAUUCGAACACUAGGCAGCGCCAUUGGUCAAAGUCUAAAGCUCCUCACGUCUCUAAACUACCUGGUCUGAAAGCAUGGAUGCUCUCAAUCUAACUCUUUAGUUUUUCUUCUUUAGUUUAGUUUGUGUGUGUCUGCGUGUGUGUAUUUGAUGUGAAGCAUGAUUUAUCUUAACUCUCUGAUGGCCUGUACUGUUUUUGCACAGACACUUAAGACUCGAUGCUGUUGUGGUCGCUCUUCUGAGGGAGUGAACCUUUCUGCAACUUCAGGUUAUGCUUGCCAAAAUCCUUCCCUUUCACCCUACCUCUGCCACUCUACUUUCAUCAUUCCUUCCCUUUUACAAUCUCCACAUUUGUCGUGACCUUUGCUAACCAGCCCUUACUACCAUCUUAGUAGCACCACGACGUGUGAUGAUGAUGUCACCCUUAUGCCUGUCUCUUGUUCUGAUUGUGUUCUUGAAAUAAUUUGUAUAUCGUCAGUCUUGGCUUGCUGUACUUCUGUGUGAAGUCCUGGCAUUAUUACAAAAAAAAAGAAAAAAAAAAAGCAUGUUUAAAAAGGAAUGCAGCCGAGGGAUUGGACAGGAGGAAAUUUUAAAAAAAAAGGCACGAUGGGAAGAGGGCUACACUGGCUAGAGGGCUCUGGGACCUUCGCUGAUCAACUGCAGUCAGUGAAUUUGGCCCCGUUUAGUUUUGGUUUUUUGUCAGAUUCUGUUGUAAAUGUUGUAGCUGUUAGUGUUUUGAUCUAAUCUUUGAUAUUUUCCAUUUGUUUUAUGCAGAGGUUAAAAAUAUUAAGGGUUUGAAUUGAAUGGAGAUUCAUCCCCUCACACACAGAUCACUGCACACACCGAAUGCUGAAAUGUUGGGAUAAAGAUUUCCUCUUGUUAAAUAUUUUUGGAAUUCACAUCAUGAAAGCACAUGAGAUCAAAGAUUCUGCCUGAAAAAAAAAUAACAAAAAAUAACAUAUCUGUGUGUCAGUGGUUAAACUUUGCAGCACUGUUUUUUCACUGUGUCGUAGAAACUUUGUGAGUGUGUGACUUUGUACCAGUGGAGGGGUGAGGCUUGCUAUCUGUCCCGUCCCGUCCCGUGCGGCGCCGCUUAAUAGUAACUCAUGCACCACCCGUCCUGUUGCUGGUGGUCACCUAAGAGCAGAAACCACAUCAAUGCUUCGGACCAUCACAUAUCUGUGCGCUAACACGGUCAACAGACUGUAAAAAAAAAAAAAAGUAAAUAAAUUUAAAUCAUAUGUGAGCCCCACCCUACUGUAUCAAGCGCCUGUGCUGUGGACAUAUCUGACAUGCCAUGAAAACUGUGUCUCCUCCCACUUUUUGCACCACAAUGAAGCGUUGUAAAACCAGUACUGAAACUAUGUGAUGUUUUGUAUGGUUCAGUAGUUCCAUUUGUGCUCAGUUGUUUGUUGAUACCACAAAUUGAUGAGAUGCUUUUCUUUCAUUGUGCGUGUCUGUGUGUGCGUGCGUGUAUGUAUGUGCGUGCGCUCGUUUCCACGCUUAUGAGAAUGUUUAAAUGGAACGGGGAAAAUGCAGUUAGGCUUUAACGAUUAUCUUAAAAGGAGGGGAAUUUAUCAGAGUUUGCCAAAGUAUUUGGACAGUUGACAUCAAGCUCUUUUGGUCAAUUAUGACAAAACCAAACUAGACUCAAAUAUUUUGAUAUGUUGUAGCAGAGAAAACCAAGGCAAAACCAAAAAUAUUAAAAGGUUGAAUUCCAUUAAGUUUUGCACUCACCUCUGAUCUGCUUUUGUUAGGCUGGAAGUGAGCCAUCAUUGAUGUUAAUAUGUGAGCUGCACAGGUUAACAAAUAAGUUUUCAGUUAAACGUUAACAGUGAUUCGUCAUCGUUUGUGACCUUACAGUGAGUCACACAGGUGGUGUGCAGAUCCAUCUGCAUCCUGCUGCAACUCCAUAUUUUUUAUUCUUGGACUUUUACUGACUUUAUUAUUCAACUUAUAACAAUUCUGUCCCGUCCCCCUCCUUUAAGGUAGCUUUUUCCCCUGAUUGGCUGCCCCUCACAAACAGAAGGUUUGAACAGGAAGUGGAUAGAGCUGCUAUCCUCAUCCAGAGUUUUGUGCAUAAAAUAUUAACUAACAUGAACCAGAGCUAAGAGCCUGAGAUUUGGGGUUGUGCAUAUGCUUACCUGGUUACUUUAAAUUGGGUGCGUUUAGUAAAAAAGAGAAAAAAUAUUAUGGAAAAAAUAUACUUUAAAUUUCAUCUCCACUUUCUUUGAUCAUAAUUAACCUUAAAAAUUAGAUAUUUCUCAUGUUUUGCUGAAUUGCAGGUGGCAACAACAAGCCAAGACAGGGAUCACUAGUAGCAAGUUACAAUGGAUCUAAACACUGCGUAUGAUGAUUUUAGAAAUAUCCACUUUCACAAAGCAUCUUUAACAUGGUCCAAAUUUUAUAAUUCAUGCAGUUUCAAAGAAUCUUUUUCCCGACUUUAAGUAUAAACUUAUCUGUGAGUCAUUUGAUUUUUGAACCCUGACCUAGAAUAAUAAAGACCUGAAGAUCUAGUUUUGGUUUCUCAGUUUUCCAGUUUCGGUCACACCACAUAUAAUCUGUAUUUCUCCUUGGCUGAUGUCAGCUGUUGGAUAAAUCAGCUGCCUGAUCACUUUAGGGCACAGAUUAACUUUGAAAAAGCACCAAAUACAUAUAAGAGAAUAAUGAUUCCCUAUACUUCAAGUAGCUUGCCUGCAUUUGAAUUCUUUUAAAAGUCCUAUUGUGUUCAGCAGUCAGGCUCUCCAAAUACUUUGGCAAAUGUGUUAAGAGUGUACCCGAGUGAACCGAGGAGCUGAAAAGAUUUGUGAAAUGCUUAAAACAGAUGUUUAAAGAGGAUAAUUUAAAAACCACAAUCUUUAACAGCAACACUAUAUAUGCAGUUUUACAAAUGGAAGAAAUAUGCAUGUCUACUUUCCGGUAAUUUUUCACCGUUUACUUGAUAAAGAAAUGGAAACCUAUGUUAUUUGCAUCCUCAAGGUUAUGAAAAGGCUGAGAUGUUAAAAUCAAGUGAUGUUAAAUCGCUUUAAAAUGCUUAAAAGAUUAGCAAAAGCCUUAGCUUUUAUGUGCCCCUUGAAAGUGAAUUUAUUGCAUUGUAACCUUACAAUAAAAAAAAAGGGGGAAACAUAUGUCUGAGUUUCAAUUGGAUGCUGGAUUUUUGCAUGACCAUACAGUUAAUAAACAUACAUUAAAAAAAAAAA